UAAUAAUCUCCUCGGCGCGACGCCACGCCACCGACCAACGCGACAAGGCGAGACGACGCGCACGCGACACACAGCCAGCGGAAGCAGCAGCAGGACGACGAGGAGGAGGAGGAGAUAGCUUAGAUCCCGCUCGCCUCUGAUCCCCCCGGAUCCGAUCCGAGAUCCUCCACCCAUGGCGUCCGGCCGGUGCUGCACGUUCCUCGAGAUCCUGCUCGCCAUCAUCCUCCCGCCCCUCGGCGUCUUCCUCCGCUUCGGAUGCUGCAGCAUGGAGUUCUGCAUCUGCUUGCUUCUCACCAUCCUUGGCUAUGUCCCUGGCAUCAUCUACGCAGUCUAUGUGCUUGUUGCUCUUGACUCAGACCAGUACCAGAGGGAAUAUCAUACCCUUGCUUAGGCAGUCCACUUCAAUUCUGUCGAAACCUAUGCUCUAUCCAGAACAGCCAAGUUCUGCUGUUGAAUUGGUAUCUGGUAACUUCGUCUGGGUUUUUUGAUAUGGCGUUGUGAAUCUUGUGAUUAUAAAGUAGAAACAGUGGUUCGUAUCAAGGAGGACGAGGAGGCACCUAGUCAUUUGGUCGUUAAAUCUCCCUAUUCAUCUGUUUUGUGCUAAAUGUAUAAUUUUAUCUGGAUCUCUUGACUCCUUAUUUCAGUCUGUUAAAUGCUCAAACUGUGGUCUGGUCUCCAUUCUGUAAUUUUGAUUCAAGAAAAUAAGUUGUUGAGGGUAAAUAUUAUUGGUGUUUGUAUGUCAAUACCGUUGCAAUUCUUGCCUAUUUCGUCAUGGAAACAAUGGGGGUGAUUAUUUUGUUA
This is a messenger RNA of Oryza sativa Japonica Group (Japanese rice), 801 nucleotides long. NCBI's taxonomy places the organism in Eukaryota, Viridiplantae, Streptophyta, Magnoliopsida, Poales, Poaceae. The record is from RefSeq and is a predicted model, not a curated record.